UAUUUAUGGCGUGUACACAGCAUUUAAAGCAAGUUUUCAUUUUGAGACAGAAGCUAAAACAUUUAAAGAUACCUUUGCAAGAAAUGAAGAGGAUGACAGCGAAAAAGAAAGAGAAGCAAAGGCAAAUGAUGACAAAUGUUUCAGUGCAUCGGUGCGUGUGUCACAAGCGCACCAGUUUGGGACCCCUGUCGUUCCACUCAAAUGUGAACGGUCGUCUGAUUACGCUAAGUGACGGUGGGCGACGGGCGACCAGAGAUGAGUCGUCGUUUCGCCACGGUCUGGUGUUCAGCGCGCGACCGGUACAGAUCCAGGAGAAGUUGCGCCUGCGGGUCGAACGCUCUACGAAGAAUUUGCACGGCUCGCUGCGGGUCGGUUUUGCAAAUGUUUUACCCGAGGAGACAACGUUACCCUCAAUGGCUGUUCCAGACUUAACCAACUCCUCCUCACUGUACGCAGCAGCGAUACUUCACGAGGACACGUGUUACCCAGGUUCAGAGACUGAGUUCUGGAUCGACAGAUAUGCCAGACUUUGGACACGAAGUUCUGAUGGUACCAAGUCCUUUCAGCCGACUGCUCUAAAUAUCCACGGGCCCAUCUGGGCGAUGAUUGACAUCUAUGGACAGACAAGCGCAGUGAUGCUGCUUGGUUCCAAAAAGAAAGAUCGGCUAUACACCUAUAGGUCCUGCCCUGCUCUGAAACACAACAAACACACUGAUGAUAAUAACUAUAUCUACAAAGACAUCAAUAAAGAAACACUGAAAAGACUGAAUAAACCAAUGCAGAUCCAUGAAUCUUAUAACACAGGUACUGAAGCCUUUGACUCUGAAGACUGUGUAGUGUGUUGGAGUGAAAAGCCAAACACUCUUCUGAGCUGCGGUCAUAAAUGUGCCUGUACUCCAUUUGCAAUGAAGAUAAUUUUAGUAUGAGAUAAAAGUUUUUUUGAUUUGUGCACUGUGAGUGUUCAUACAGUUGCUUUAUUUGCGUAAGGCAUCUGAUGGAGCAUUUGGACCCGGAAGUUGAUGUCAAACUUAACAAGCAGAUUGGUUCAUGCAUGUUUCAGUGCUGUGGUUAUGUUAUGUAGAGGUCUGUUAUUGCACCCUCCACAUGCUGUACCUCUGUAUUAUUACCUCUGGUUUGUAAGUCACUUGCAUAAAGGGAUCUGCACAAAUUAUUUCACAGUUUACAUGUUUAUAUGAAUACAAUGUAUAUAUUUCAGAUGGCUAAAACCGUAAUGAACAUAUAAAGACUAAAUGUAAAUAUUGUAUGUAAAUAUGUUGAUAUCUAUGUUUGGAUUACAAAAAUGUGUUUAUUGAAAGUCACUUAAUAUAUAUUUGAUCAUAACAAUGUGAAUAUGUUUGCAACACUGGUUUGAAAUACACUUUUGUAUUAAAUACAAUUUUUUGUACAUACAAAAACACAAAUCAUGUCAAAAUCAUGUGAUCAUGUUACACUCAAAACUCAAUUCAACAAGGCAGUUAAAUAAUUGUCUAUUAAAGUUUUAUAAGAAAAAAAUUAUUUUGU
This is a messenger RNA of Misgurnus anguillicaudatus (oriental weatherfish), 1521 nucleotides long. RefSeq names its product E3 ubiquitin-protein ligase NEURL3-like. Gene Ontology annotation, molecular function: ubiquitin protein ligase activity. The record is from RefSeq and is a predicted model, not a curated record. Gene Ontology annotation, cellular component: early endosome. Gene Ontology annotation, biological process: ubiquitin-dependent endocytosis. NCBI's taxonomy places the organism in Eukaryota, Metazoa, Chordata, Actinopteri, Cypriniformes, Cobitidae.